Aspergillus glaucus CBS 516.65 is the source of this 951-nucleotide messenger RNA. RefSeq names its product casein kinase family protein. The record is from RefSeq and is a predicted model, not a curated record. NCBI's taxonomy places the organism in Eukaryota, Fungi, Ascomycota, Eurotiomycetes, Eurotiales, Aspergillaceae. The annotation marks the transcript as partial. The transcript has a single exon.
GAGGCCUGCACUUUGAGAGGCCUUGCAGGAGGGGUUGGAUUUCCUUCACUGCACUGGUUUGGAAUGGUCAAUGACCAUGAUAUACUUGCCAUCGAUCGCUGUGGUCCAAGCCUUGAGCAUGUUUUCAACCAGCUGGGACGUCAAUUUUCCUCAAGGUACCUCUAUUUAUUGGCGGACCAGCUCCUCUCACGCUUAGAGUUCGCCUACUCCAGGUUCAUUGUACAUGGAGACCUGAAUCCACACUCUGUUACUCUUAGUUAUUUUCCUUGGCAGUUCCAGCAGAUCGUCCCGAGUUGCCCAAUAUCUGCUGCAAGACCAGGAUACUCGGCUCAUGACGACCUCCUAGCAUUGGGUGAUUUAAUCUACUAUUUUUCUAGUGGUACGGCUUCUUGGGGCGAGUUUCACCGAGAUCAGUAUAAUGGGAAGUUUGCAAAGAAGCCAGCCAUUUUUGAUGGAUAUACAGAUGCUGUUUUCUCAGCAGACCCUCCGAACUAUUCAGCUCUUCGAAGAAUAUUCUGCGAUGCUCACCAAUACAUGGAUUGUUCAAUACCAAUUUCUUACUCUGGCGAGGCACUAGAAUUGGAAUCAGAAACAAGCGCAAUUUUGAGGUCAAGUACAGAGCGACUUUUCGAAGUUCUGGGGUCCAAGAUCUCUGAAGUUGGACGCAAAACCGGGGAUCCAUCUGCUGCUUGGUCACAAAACCGAGGAAUAAGCCUGCUUCAAACCCUCCCUAACAUCCUGCAAAUAUAUACGGAGCUUUUAUUUCGACAUUGCCCAUCUCAUUUGAGGGAAUGCUCUCUUUUUCGCCCAUAUCAUCUACCAAAUCGCCUUUGGUUAGACCUCCUUUGGUAUGUGGGCAACGUGCGCAGCGCACCUGCUCCCUUCCAAAAAGCUGUUGUUGGCACCAUCUAUAGAUAUAUAUACCAUCCUACUGGAAGUAAUUCCUUUUGA